AUGGUUUCCACCCAAACAAUCAGAGCCUCCAAUGAGACGGCACUCCCCACCUCUAUUCUUCAAGGAGUAACCGCCGUUUUCAUUGGUGCAUCAUCCGGAAUCGGACAAGCUGCUCUGAAGCAAUUUAUCACUGCUGCCAAAGGCAAAUCUCCUCAUGUGUACAUCGUUGGUCGAAGCGCAACGAAAUCAGAGCCCCUUCUUGAAGAGCUCCACCGGACCGACGAGUCCGCUAUCAUUCACUUCAUCGAGAAAGACGUUUCGCUUCUACGAGAUGUUGAUGCUGCCACUGAAUUUGUCAAGAAGCAUGAAUCAAAGGUUGAUCUCCUCUUUCUCUCUGUUGGUUUCAUCUCAUUUGAGGGCAGAAAAGACACUGUUGAAGGUCUCGAGCCAUCAAUGACUACCAGAUUCUACAGCCGUGCUCGCGCUAUCCAACAACUUCUCCCCCUCUUAAACAACUCGGAAAAUCCCCAUGUAAACAACGUCGCAGCAGGGGGUUUGGAAGGCCCCAUGCUCACAGAUGAUCUGGGCCUCAUCAAACCCGGCAACUACUCUCUUCCCCGCGCUGCUGCACACUCCACCUCCAUGCUUACCCUCACGCUGGAACGGUGGGCCAAAGAGAACCCGAAGAUCAGCUUUGUUCACUCCUUCCCUGGUCUCACCAACACCCCGCUUCUCUAUCGUGGAUCCAGCGGCAUUACGGGCUUCAUCCUCCAGAAGAUCAUCGCCCCAUUCAUCAAUACCUUUAUAGCUUCCAGCGUGGAAGACGUGGGCGCAAGGUCAUUGUUCCAUGCCACAAAUGCCCGAUAUACGGUAGACGGCACAGCCUCCUUGUCGGCUGCGAAGCCCGCCGGUUUGGAAAAGGCACCCGUGACAGAGGGCGGUAUCUUUCUUGUCAACGAUAAGAGCGAGGGUGCAGGCGACGAGAAGGUGCUGGCAGAGCUCAGAAGCUCAAGCGCCGACUUGGUGGCGGCCCAUUUAGAGGAAGUAUUCUCAAUUGUGGCCAGGUCUUGA
Molecule: messenger RNA, 1011 nt
Organism: Clonostachys rhizophaga
Lineage: Eukaryota; Fungi; Ascomycota; Sordariomycetes; Hypocreales; Bionectriaceae
Source: the annotation of a GenBank genome assembly